Molecule: messenger RNA, 1592 nt
Organism: Spirometra erinaceieuropaei
Lineage: Eukaryota; Metazoa; Platyhelminthes; Cestoda; Diphyllobothriidea; Diphyllobothriidae
Source: the annotation of a GenBank genome assembly
AUGGAGGUUUCAACUGUGUUUGCUGUGAUUGGAAUUGUCACCGCGGCUUAUUGCGGGUUUCAUCUCUUUCGUCCCUUUAUAACCUUCUUUCUGCUACGAUUCUACCUCUCCAAACGGGCAGACCUGAAAAAAGCAGGCGAUUGGGCUAUUGUAACUGGGGCGACCGACGGCAUUGGCAAAGCGCUCGCCCACGAGUUGGCCCGUGACGGGAUGAAUGUUUUUCUAAUAAGCAGGUCAACUGAAAAACUGACCAAAGUGGCUAACGAGAUUGAGUCCCUUUUCAAGGUGAAGACCCAAAUUUUCACCGCCGACUUCACUACCGUAAGUUUUUUCUGCCGUUCCUACCCUUGCCGCUUAUUGCACCUUGUUCUGAGGCUUGGGUCAAAGACAACGUAGCUUUAUCCUCAUCAGCUGCUGUCUUUUAAUAGUCAUGUAUUGGCCUGUGGUAACAGUUCAUUAAGACUGACCACGUUUGCAAUCAGUUCACGAGGCCAUUUGUGGCCUAUGCCUUCGCACCUACUCGAUCUGCACUCACGGUGCCUUGAACCCGGAAUCCUAAUUCUGCCGAGAAGUCUGACUAUGUCGGUAGCUCUUGGCUGUCUCGCUUAUGUGCUAUUCUGUGUGCAAUGUCACGCAUCCGAGCGUUUAGUGCCUUAUAUCCCUCCUUUAGAUCAACUUUUAUGGAACAUUACAGUUCAGGAUCGUCAUGUCACAGAUCGACAUUGGGCCUUGUAAUGUUUUGUAGAGUAGUUGAUGUGGAUGCAACGAGUAGGCCGGCAAUGUAGCGCGUCCUUCGGAUCGUGCUUUCAGCGAACCCGGAUUUCUCAUAUUAGUCCGUAUCGAUGUUUUAUGCUCCUUCAGUAACUGAUUCUGGCAGCCACCUUUCCGCGCAUAUUGUUCAUUUGCCAUUCUACGUGUGUGCCUACGGCGUUGCUUGAUGCAUUGUCUUCCUCUUUUAGACCGACUUUUACGAAAGUUUACAGCGAAAAAUCGAAGAACUUUCUUCAGUCUCCAUUCUCAUCAACAACGUCGGCGUCGCAUACUCUCAUCCGGAUGCCCUAGCCACCUGCAAAGAGCUGACUCUCGAGAAACUGCAGGGUAUGAUUGUCUGUAACGUGACGUCAACAACCUGCAUGAGCCGCAUCACCUUACCAAAGAUGCUAACCUCGCCGCCACCGCAUGGUGUCCAUCGCUACAUUGUCAAUAUUUCAUCAAUUUGUGACCGCUUCCACUGCCCUUAUCUUUCUGUGUACAGUGGCACCAAGGCCUUUAUAAAUAAUUUUACCGCCUCAUUAGCUGGUGAAUUGGUAGGAACCUGCGUUAAGGUACAAACUAUUAGUCCCGGCGCUGUUGUUACGGCUAUGUCAUUCGACAAACGCCCGGGUUUCUUUGCACCCCAGCCUUCCGCGUUUGCGUCAUCCGCGCUCUCCAUGUUGGGUGUGGGAAGCGAGAGUUGCGGUUACUUUGCUCAUGAACUGUUUCGAACCGCCAUUCUUGCCGUCCCCGAGUGGCUGCGCACUGCACAAAUUAAAAGCCGUAUGCUGGAGUUUCGAGACGUGUACUACAAGCGUCAAAAGUCAAAGGAUUUGUAA